Molecule: messenger RNA, 8518 nt
Organism: Seriola aureovittata
Lineage: Eukaryota; Metazoa; Chordata; Actinopteri; Carangiformes; Carangidae
Gene: socs5b
Product: suppressor of cytokine signaling 5b
Exons: 2
Coding region: 295-1986 (563 amino acids)
Biological process (GO): phosphatidylinositol phosphate biosynthetic process; intracellular signal transduction
Cellular component (GO): phosphatidylinositol 3-kinase complex
Molecular function (GO): 1-phosphatidylinositol-3-kinase regulator activity
Source: RefSeq, a predicted model, not a curated record
GCAGCAGCGACCACGGCAGAAGAGAAGACCCCCACCAUGAUGAAGAACGGGCUUUCGCGGCACUUAAAGACUAAAUUAACUUUUUAAAUAUUUUUUAUUAGUAUUUAACUAAUUAUUGUUAAAAUAUUCGGGAUGAUACCGUCAAGUAUCCACGUACCUUUAGUGCUUUCAUCCGACACCGUGGUCCGCAAAGGGGAUAUAUGCCUGACUUCUCUUAAUAGCCAUUUUUUGCAGACAAAGAGAGCAGUUGAAUAGGGCUUUCACAAGGCACAAGGGUCCCAGGGGCUCCUAUUGAUGAAGAAAGUGGGCAACAUGUGGAGCAACCUGAAGAGCAAAUGCCAGACACUCUUUCACAACAACAGUUCAGGACCCAGUGAAAGCAGGGUUGAGGCAGAUGCCGUCCACUGUGUGGUGGAUCUUGGCCAAGGGGGCAGCUCAGGUGAUGCGCAUGCAUCAGGAGCCUCCAGUCCAUCAAGGAGCCUCCUACCAGUGCCAAUGGUAACAUCAGGACGCCGCCAUCACAACUGUGUGUCGGACAUCCCUCAGAUAGUAGAGAUCACUAUUGACAAGGACACUGAGGAUGUGCGGGGAGGAUCAGGGGGUGUUCCCUUGGCCCGGAGAGACUCCUAUUCCCGUCAUGCUCCAUGGGGGGGCAAGAAAAAACACUCAUGUUCCACCAAAACCCAGAGCUCUCUGGAGGCAGAUAGGCGGUCUGGCCGUUUAAGGGGGAGUGGUAAUCGCAGGGACAGGCGUUACGCAGUCAGCUCCAUCCAGGAGAUGAGCGACUCUGUAUCUGGAGGACGCAGUCUAAAUGCUCGGUCUUUGCGCCAGCGGCUAAGUGAUACAGUAGGACUGUGCUUACCCCUGCCUACUCGUAGACGCUCCCGUUCAACUAAGAACCCUGUCACCUCCAAACGUAAGAUUCACCUAACAGAGCUCAUGCUGGAGACCUGCCCCUUCCCACCAGGCUCAGACCUUGCUCACAAGUGGCACUUGAUCAAGCAACACACAGCACCGGUCAGCCCGCAUUCCUCCACUGCCCUGCUUGAUGCCUUUGACCCGGCCCACCCCUCUCCUGAGGAUGAAGAGGAACGUCUACGUGAGCGCCGCAGACUUAGCAUUGAGGAAGGUGUGGACCCACCACCUAAUGCACAGAUCCACACCCUGGAGGCCUCAGUGCCAGGCUCCUCUCUCUACAAACUGGGACCAAAGAUGGCUCCUGGCAUAGGAGAGGCCUCUGGGGAUGGCCGGGCCUCAGGGACUGGCAGCUCUGUGGGCGCUGGAUCAUCAGGGGCCUGUGGGCAGGUGUUGGGGGCUUCAGCAUCAGCCCAGGACUGUGACUCUGAGGAGGAUUCGACCACCCUCUGUCUACAGGCCAGGAGGCCUAAGCAGAGGCACGCCUCUGGCGAUGGUCACUUGAGCCGGCAGCAACCUGGACCGUGGAAGGUUCACACCCAGAUAGACUACAUCCACUGCCUGGUGCCGGACCUAUUGCAGAUCACUGCUCUGCCCUGUUACUGGGGUGUGAUGGACCGCUAUGAGGCUGAGGCACUGCUGGAUGGACGGCCGGAAGGCACCUUCCUACUGCGUGACUCAGCCCAGGAGGACUACCUCUUCUCCGUUAGCUUCCGCCGUUACAACCGCUCACUGCACGCCCGCAUCGAGCAGUGGAACCACAACUUCAGCUUUGACGCCCAUGACCCUUGUGUUUUCCACUCUUCCACCGUCACAGGACUGCUGGAGCACUACAAGGACCCCAGCGCCUGCAUGUUUUUUGAACCGCUGCUCACAGCACCUCUCCAUCGAACCUUUCCCUUUGGCCUGCAGCACUUGGCACGAGCUGCCAUCUGCCGCUGGACCACAUACGAUGGUAUAGGCUCUUUGCCGCUGCCCCCUGCCCUGCAGGACUUCCUCAAGGAGUAUCACUAUAAACAGAAAGUACGAGUUCGCUGGCUGGAGAGGGAACCGCCACUCAAGGUCAAAUAGGGCGGGCUUCUCCAUUGCCUGUACACACACUGCAGCAGGAUCACAGAACUUGAGAAAUUCCUCAUUAGCCAAUUAGAGGCUAUGCUGAUAUGGCUCUCUUUCUGGUGGGGGAUGGAAUUUAAAUAUAACAAGCUAUACAAGAUUCAUUCUAAUCUUUGUUUUAGUUAUUACUUACAUCACAGAAAAUACAUAUGAUUAUAUUCAGUAUAAUGCUGUCUGGCAAGCACAUGUUUUUGUGUUGAACAGGUUGUUUUGACAGGGAGGGAAGGCACAAAUAUCAGUGCUUUGUGUCUUUUCUCUCCCGCUUUGUGCUAAACGUCUGCCUGAUCCCACAACAUCACCCUGCCUGUAGACCUGCCUGCAUGCCUCCCCUGUUCAUCCCAAAUUGCUAUUUAGGCCCACAUGGCUAUGUUGUACAGUUCACUUUGUGCUUUCUUUAUAUUUUUUUUUAAUUUCCUAAGCUUGUCAAAGCACCUAGUGGAUACACCUUCCCAAGAGGGUUUAAGGUGUGUAUGGGUUGAGAGGGCAUCUGGAGGUGCUAUUGGUAUAUUGCAGUCAGAGCUUGUCCCAUGGAUAGAGCUACAUAAGGCACAUUCUUUGCCAUCUCUUUGCACGCAUGAGUAUCACCUGAGCCAGAGACGAGGACAGAUUCUAAGAGGGUCCAGAGAGUUCAGGACAGCACAUCAGGGAAAAUAAGUGCUUUCUAAGGAUAAUACUCUAGUCCUUAAAAACACUAGUUCCUCCUUAAGCAGUAAUGGUGAAUGAUGAAUAAUAAAUCAGUCUACUGUGUACUAUUUAGUGAGCAAUCUAAACCUGUCAACUUUCUUUCCCCCGCUGUGCAGAAUUGCUUUUGAAACAGACUGUAAGGAAAUAUUCUGACAGUUCUUGCCAUGGUUACAGAUGUCAAAGCAGUCUGUCAGUUCUUCACUGGCCACAGGCUCUUCAACUCUGCACACUAUUGUGCACAUAGGCACCCAGUUCAUUUUUUUCCUGUAUGAAAUUUAGCUCCAAAGGUAACAUUUGAAUCGUGCUACGGCUUUCUAGUGUUUAGUUUUACACCUGCUUCUUUCAGUUAGCACCUUUGGGUGGCAUCUGGCGACACAGAAAGCUUGGACCCUGUGUUUUCAAGUUGGUUAUUUUUCUCCCAUUUUAACCAGGCACUAGUAACAUUGGUGCAGCUAGCUGUGCCCUGUGGUUAUUUAAAGGAAUGCUAACAGGUGCUUUCUGAGGAGUUGAGGGUGCGUGUGACAAGUGCUAGGUGAAGACAAUCGAUGAAAAUUCAAAAUGCCAGUGUCCCUUUAAACACAACAGUGAGCUGGUCUGCUCACACCAGUGAGGCUUGAUAGAUAAUGGGCUUUUUCAUGGGAGACCCCCCCUUAGUAACAGAUGAUGAAUGGGCCAGACAGACAACGUCAUAAAAUAAUCUGCUUGUGAAGAUGAAUUAAAACUCCCACGAUUAGAUUGCAGAACCCUUUCCUGCCUGAAUUUAUAUUUCUUUUAUGAAAACAUGUUAAAAUAUGUUGAGCUGUUUUAAUGAAGAGCACUGUGUCACCGACAGGAAAGAGGUCAUGCAGGCUUUUCUUGGGAGUUAAUGUCCCGCACUUAACAGCUAAUUACCCCAAGAAAUCCCCUCAUUGCCCGGUUGCAUUUAUAGUCAUAGCAUUGAGUGCAGGCAACACUUGACUCUCAAGAGGUUGGUAUAUACUUGAGAGCUUUAGUUAUGUAAUCUGAAUGAUUUCAGUUGUGUGGGACAAAAACACUGCUAGCUAUCCAGUCAUUUCUGUUGUGUUCUCGAUGUGAAGAGAAAAUAAGUGUAACCUAUGUGCCUUUUAGAAAACCAUUUGUCUUGUUUCAUAAUCAGUUGCUUUGUAGUCCAAACCUCGUGCAGAUGCUUCAACACAGUGCACUCGGAUGCUAUAAAAUGAGACUGAAGAGAAUAACAAUGAAGACGUGCAUGAGCUUAAAGCUCAAUGGGGGAAAAAAAACUGUAGUGGUGCUAUGUUGGUUAAGAUAUGACAGGUUAUUGAAAUGAUAAGUUUUACAUUAGCUACAUCUGUUCUCACUCACUAAUGCAUGCAUUAGUCCUUCGCUAUAUUAUGGCUUGUGUGGUAGUAUUAGGUUGGUAGAGGGUCCAAUGCCAGCCCUACUGUAGCAUAUUUCAGCUCAAUAUAUCCAUGUUUUUCCAGCCCUCACAUGUGUAGGUUCUUGGCUGCAACUUGACAAACAAAUCCUAAUGAGAGGGCAGGAAGGUUAACUCUCAACUGUGAGCAUGUUGAUCAGAAUAAUCCAACUUCUGAUGACAGUGCCUGAGUUGGCCAUCAGCAACAUGUUUGUCCUUAAUCUUAAUUAGUAGUAAAUACAUAUUAACUGGCUUUAAAAAAAAAAAAAAAAAAAAAAGAAAGAAAGUAGUUGAACUUUGAAUCAAACGUGUGCACAAGACUGUGGGAGAAUGAGGUGGGUGCAAACAAACAGAUUACCUUAAGGCGUUCAGAGAAUAUUGUUCUAAAAUAAAUACAAUUAUCUGGAAAUUCCAUUGAUGAAAACACUGCAGUUAAUGUGUAAAAGUGAAAUAUUAAAGCUGAAACACACAUGAGCUCAUGAUCACUGGAAGGGUUCAUCUGUAAAAGUUGUCAAACUAGUUCAUUUUUUUGUCUGUGUGUGUGUGUGUGUGCUCAUGUGUCUUAUCAGCCCGCACAUACGUUAAAGGUUAUUUUUGUUCUCAUCAGUGAGGAUGAAUCAUGAACAAGUGCAUUUUCUUGCCCAUGAAUAGCUGAGACGGUGACCAAAGUUCUUGCACACAGCUGUGUGUAUUAACUACUGGCCUAAUGCUUAUUGCAGUGCUCAGUGGUGCUAAAAUUUAAGCUAAAUUAUCAGCUUUACAAACAAAUGAAAGUUAAUUCCAUACUAUAGUAUGAAGACUACUCUUUUUUGCAACAUAUUCAUGAGGGAGGACAAGGCCGUGUAAAGCUCCCAUCUACACCCUGAAACUCAACACUCGUCCUAUUUUCACAUAUUUAUCAGGCAGUAAGAUCAUUUUUAUGCAGGUAGUAAAAGAUGUGCAGGUAAAGGAUUGAUAUUUCACAAACCGAUUUGUAAUUUCUAUACUAAAUUGUGGAUUGAUUAACAUUUAUCGAACAUUUCCCCACUUAAGAGUCUGGAACAUUUUCCACUUGCCGGCACUUUGUUGUCAGAAAUCAUGAAAACCACACGUUAGUCACCUGUAUAUGUUAGAGUGGCAGGAGUGAAUGUUAGGAGGAGGGGGAUAAGGCUGACAUUUUAGUUGCUUGCAUGUGCACUUUUAUGCUUCAUAAUUUUUAGCAUCCAACACUGUCAAAUAGAAGAAAUACAGACAGCAGCUUCAGAAAGUAUUCAGACCCCUUUAUUGUGUUUAUAGAUUUGAUUUUAUAAAUGACUGAAAUUGCCCAUCAAUCUACACUCACUAAUCCAAUGUUUUUUAAGUGAAAACAUGUUUUUACUAAUUUUUGCUAAUUUAUUAAAAAACUGAAAUCCCAUUUACAAAAGCAUUCAGACCCUUAAUUCAUUAUUCAAAUUUUUUGAAACUUAUGAAGCUCUGUUAGAGUGAGUGAGAGUCACCUCUCAGACCAGGGCUCUUUUUACCUGGUGACUCUGUCUAGCCUAUUGAUUCCAAACUUCUUCCAUUUCACAAUUGUUAGCUUUAGAAAUGGUUUUAUAUCCUUGUCCUGACCUUUGCCUCACCAUAGUUUAAAAUAAAAUCUACAACACAAUAAAGUGAAGGGGUCUGAAUUUUGAAAACCCACACACUGCUCACUGCCACUUGCCGAUCAUGCUGCUGCUUAGCAAUAGCAUAUAACGCCUUACCGUGCCCCACCCCACUUGUGGGCACUAAUCACAGGCUAAUUUUACCAUGUGGGGAUAUAAAUUUACUGGGUACUAUAAGGGCCACUUUGUGUUGCCUUAUGGCUGCUGUAUGACGGGAGGUGAUUUUUUAUUUUUUUUUUGUUGUUAUAUCCAACUGCUCUCUCCAUCUGGCCACAUCCCUAACAUCAUUGUGUUGAUGUAGAGGUGACUUUGGUUUAGAGUGAACUUAAGGCCUGUUUGUCCUGCCCUCUACUUUUUCUCCGAACCCUGUUAGGGCGAUGUUAGGAGAGAUGGAGCUGGCUCACUGAACGUGCUACAAUGUGCUCACAGAGAGGGCAAGGGAUUUGUUGAAGUAAAUAGCACUUUAAUUGUGUAUUUGUGUUCUACAGUGCAGGUCUGCAAAUAUUAGGACAGUGACAGUGUUUUUUGUAAUGUUGGCUCUUUACUCCAUCAUAUUUGAAAUGACAGUUCAGCUAAGUGACAACUUGAAGGUUUAACUUAAGGAUUUUUAUCUAUAUUGGGUGAUCAUGGUAGGAGUUAUACAGUUCCUCAAAUUUAACACAUUUACUUUCAUACUAAAAUUUGGUCUAACAUGUUUUGCAGUACCAAAGUCUCAAAAGUUGCACAUACAUGGGCAGACACUGUCUGUGCUGAUGUUCUGCGAGGCCUGGAGCUGCAUCCAUGUUCAUUCCUACUUGUUUUGGGAGCUUUUUGCCUUCAGUCUGGUUAUCAGGAAGUGAACGUCCUCGGUUGGACUGAGAUCAGGACUUGACCUGUUUUGGCUCCUCUUGGUCCUGUCUGUGUGAUAAGGAUCAUUGUUCGCCUGCUUUGACGUGAAAUUGCAUAUUUAAAAAAAAGCCAGUAUUCCCACUCUGUCCACCCAAUAUGGAUUUGAACACUCUCAAAUGUAGGAAAAGGACUGGGAGUUAGCACUUUUACCUCAUAGUCAUUGUUUCAUUACCAGUAUGCUGCACUACAGAGUCAAAACGACUGAAAAUGUCUCACUGUCCGAAUACUUGUGGACAGCACUGUAUGUGUAUUAGCUCAAGAUGGCGAGACUUGUGUGAGUGUUGCGAAGAAGCCGGUGGUCCUGAAAAUAUUUCACUUAUAUUCAGGUGUUGUAAGCUUUGUCGAUAGAGGUGUAUGCUCCAGCAUGCUGCAGACUCUGUGCAUGCGUGUGUGUUGUGUGGCAGUAUAUUAGUGUAUGGACAGAGCCACACGAGGGUUCCAGUGGAGGGGAAGCAGAGUCGACUGUGAGGGGUGAUGACAGUGACUCCAGUGAACAAUGCCUCUCUGCCCCUGUUCCACCCGCCCCACCCCCCUUAUUCUCAGGCAGGCCCGUUGCAAGGAGAGUCCCAGGACCCUCUCAACCCAGUUUUCCCCAUGGGAAAUAUCUGAUGUUAAGCGUAGCACAUGUUUGCCAUAUAACCCGUAGAUUUAGGAGAAGAAAAAAAAAAAACAUUGUAUGUAUGAUGAAUGAUGGGAGUUAUGUAUUAGGAGCCUGAUGAAAAGAUAUUUUAUUCUUCUGUGGUGCAUUAACUGUCUGGAACACACACAUUUGCACACACCAUGACAUUUCCUCUAACACCUACACUACCCCAGGUAUUGACACACACCACACCCUCCCACCAAGCCCACCCUUAGCCAGGGAUGUGUAAAGAUGGACCACAUUUAGCCAGCACCACCUUUGUGUGUGACUCCCCCACAAAAAGGGAAAACAAAGAUGGGUGUUUAUGUGUAUAUUCUAUGUUCUUAAAAAAAAAAAACAAAAUGCCAUGAAUUGAACUAUUUUGACCUUAUAUUGUAAUUAGUAUGACACUAUUUAGCUGCACUAUGAGAGCCUCGCUUGUGGCAAGAAACCACUGGGUCUGGUCUGGAUGAGAGACAGGCUGGUUAUGUCGCUAGUUGUCCCUUUUUACAGCAACAACAGCAACACCCCAGGAUGUAAGACUCCUACCCCCCACCUCGGUACGACUCAUGGUUUCAGCUGUUAAGAGGACAAACAAAAAAAAAAGAUAUUUUAAAUUUUUUUUCCUUGUUCCCAUAUAUAUUUUAGAAAGCUGGGUUAAGUGCUAUAUACAAACGGAAAAAGAUGUAUGAAAGAAUUAUUAUUUUCAUUAUUACUUCUCCCUAAUAUGCAAUGGAGUGUAGUGUAACAAUGGUUGCAAUCCUCUGUCACUUUAAUGCUGUAUGUGCACAUUGGUUGCUGUGUGGAUGUGGGUGCCGAGGCAACAGGACUUGACAAUGAUGGGAACUAAUGGUUGUCACUCUGCAGCGCUGCCGUGUUCCCAGACUGCCUUAUUCGUUCUGACCAAUCACGAAAAGCCCUUUUAAAUCCAGGGCUGCAGCCACUGCCACAGGCUGACCAAGCUGUAGUCAGACGAAUAUCGCUGUUCCAUUUUCUUCUGCUUUUCCUUGCUUUUUCUUUUUCUUUUUCUCUUCUUUUUUUUUCUUCUUUUCUUCUGCUGUCAGGUAGGAUUUGGAGCGUGUAAAUGGCAUAAUCAUGUUCACAUCUCACUGUCUGUUCUGUGUAUCUGCUUCACCAUUCAAAGAGAAAAAAAAAACUGUUGUUUUCCAGUAUAACCUGUUCAUUUUUAAAGAGCCGUAUGAUGCGACACUUGUAGCUGUCACUCUUGGUGCUUGGCUUAUGCUUCAUUGUCUUAAUAUUCCAAAUAAAACUGUUAAGUGUAAU